CUUAAUAAGCACAAUGAGUUGCGUGAUUAUGUCGCACAGGGCAGUGAAAGAAGAGGAGCACCGGGACCCCAGCCGGCUGCCAAAAACAUGCAAAGAAUGGUAUGGGACAACGAAUUAGAGAAGAUAGCGCAAACGUGGGCGAAUCAGUGCUCAUUUGAACACGACACGUGCCGUAAUGUUGGUCGUUUCUCAGUUGGCCAAAAUAUAUACCAGGCCGGGACGUCCGGCGAUCCCCGAUCCAUAAACGUUGUGCAAGCGGUAGACUCGUGGUACAAGGAAGUCGUGUAUUUCGACAGGAAUGAUGUUCGUCAGUUCAGAGAUGUAAAUUCAAGAAAUGGAAAAGUAGUAGGCCAUUACACGCAAUUAGUGUGGGCAAACAGUGAUAGGCUGGGCUGUGGCUCCAGAAACUACGACGAUGGAAAGUAUAAAUGGAAGUACAUCGUUUGCAAUUACGGACCGACUGGGAACUGGAUUCGACAAUCGGUUUAUCAGCCGCGUUGAAGGUCCCUUUAAUUCUAUCAAUAAAUAUUUUGGUAAAAAAUAGUUUACCUUUUUUUCUUGUUAAUAAAGAAAAAAAUUUAAUUCAUCUACUAAUGUAAAAUAUGACAUGAAUAAAAAGUUUGAGCAGCCAAGCAA
This is a messenger RNA of Copidosoma floridanum, 636 nucleotides long. RefSeq names its product venom allergen 3 homolog. NCBI's taxonomy places the organism in Eukaryota, Metazoa, Arthropoda, Insecta, Hymenoptera, Encyrtidae. The record is from RefSeq and is a predicted model, not a curated record. Gene Ontology annotation, cellular component: extracellular region.